AUGGAUUAUAAUCCAUAUGGAAAAUAUGUUGAUCUUCUUAAUAGUCAACAUGAAAGUGUGACUUCUUUAGACUCUCCGCCAGUUCAUGUGGCUCGCACAGAAGGCACUGAAGAUUCAUGCUUCGGUGACACUCCUGCAGAGCGUAGAGAGCGAAGAACCUGGACGCCUACAGAUGAUAUAGUUCUAAUUAGCUCGUGGUUAAACACUUCUAAAGAUCCCGCUGUAGGGAAUGAGCAAAAGUCAGGUGCAUUCUGGAAGAGAAUUGCGGCCUUCUUUGCGGCUAGUCCUAAGCUUGCAGGCUGUGAAAGAAGAGAGUCAAUGCACUGCAAGCAACGUUGGCACAAGAUCAAUGAUCUUGUGUGCAAGUUCUGUGGAGCAUAUGAAGCUGCAGGGAGAGAGAGAACAAAGCUCCGCAACGACCAGAAAUGGUGUGAUUUAUCUACUGCUAAAACCGCCAGAAGCUCUAAAAAGAGGAAGUGUGAGGAUGGUUCACAAUCCUCAACAUCUCACGCAACUGACUACAAGGCUGGUGAAGCGGAUGAGGGAACUGCUAGGCCCACUGGUGUUAAGGCAGCGAAGAGCCGUGGUAAGAAGACAAUGGAAGAGGGGAAGGGGCUGGCCGAGUUUGAGCGUAUGUGGUCCAUUAAACAAGAGGAUUUGACUAGGAAAGAAAGACUCUCAAAGUUGGGUCUACUUGACCGUCUACUAGCAAAGACAGAACCAUUGGCUGAGUACGAAGAAGCUCUAAAAAAGAACCUCAUCAACGAGUUGUUCUCCACUUAG
Molecule: messenger RNA, 783 nt
Organism: Brassica napus (rape)
Lineage: Eukaryota; Viridiplantae; Streptophyta; Magnoliopsida; Brassicales; Brassicaceae
Product: glutathione S-transferase T3-like
Exons: 2
Coding region: 1-783 (260 amino acids)
Source: RefSeq, a predicted model, not a curated record